Messenger RNA from Megalops cyprinoides (Indo-Pacific tarpon), 2752 nucleotides. RefSeq names its product solute carrier family 41 member 1-like. Gene Ontology annotation, cellular component: plasma membrane. Lineage: Eukaryota; Metazoa; Chordata; Actinopteri; Elopiformes; Megalopidae. The transcript has 10 exons. Gene Ontology annotation, molecular function: monoatomic cation transmembrane transporter activity. Gene Ontology annotation, biological process: monoatomic cation transport. The coding region runs from base 985 to 2574 and encodes 529 amino acids. The record is from RefSeq and is a predicted model, not a curated record.
UUGUGGUUGCGAUAGAUUAAAACAAGACCUAAACGUUCUUCCUCAUUUUGUAGAUGGAAGAGGCUAAAUAAAAUUAGAUGGCAACAUUUCCUAAGGGCAGUAACACACCGUUAAAUGAGGAAUAUUCUGCCACGUGGAGUUAAAGUGAGACGUUUCCACCCAGCAGAGACUCCUGUUAAUCAAGGUACUACAGGACACUAUGGUUAAAGCCGCUCUGCGGUGCGAAGAAAAGCCCUUUGUGAAAGAAGAAACUGCCAAAGAUUUUCGAAAGUGCAAAGAUAUGGAACUGUUUUACCUUACAAAUGAAAUCCUUUCUUCGUCAUUGUUGAACUCAGCGCAGUAUCAUCAGAACUCGCAACAAGUGAUGUAGUGACCGGAACUCUGUAGCCAAAGUAGGAAGGAGUGUUGAUUACGGAGUCUCGAUUAUGGAUAAUGGUCUCUGUUCUGGCCAAUCAGCGGUUGCAACUUCGGACAGUGUCGGACUUUAAGAAAUUCGACCGCAAUAUUUCCAGCCUACUUUUAUAGAGCAGCGAGCUUAUUCAUGCAGGGAAAGAUUUUGAGAAAGAUUAUAAGAGCUGGAGUGCUUUUAUCCUCCUAACGGAAAAUACGCAUACCAUUCAUUCGUUGGGAGGCUUUAAAAUACGCGUUGCGUUGGAUGGAGGGAGGUUACCUGCUUACGUGCAUUACUCUGCCCAGAAUUUCGGCUCUCCUGGAGAAGCAUCGUGUUCUCACCAUCAUGAACUGCACAAGAACGCUGCCUUCGGCUCCGAAAUAAAUGCCAUGUCACAUGUAAUACGUUUACCGAAAUCAAAAUGACUAAUUAAUGCCUAAUUUGAUCAAAAUAAACGACUAUUGAAUGGAAACGAUCAUACUUCUUACUUUCAAGCUUGUUAACUUUUAAUUAAAUUUUCUUUUUUACUUUUAUUUGUAGUUUACAUUUAUAUCAAGCAACUGGUGAUUUUGCGUGCACGACAAGCUGGGAAAAUGUCUAAGGGUGCAGGUACAGUAGAAACUAAGAAAUAUGCCCUCCCUGCGUUCCACUAUUCAAAUGGGUCGGUACACCGAGUGACUGUGGACAGUCAAGCGGAACCGCAGGAGAGGGUGGAGGACUUCGAGCUGACGGAGACGACGUCUUUCUCCGAGCAAACCGAGCGGAAGAGGGGCAGGUCCGAUGUAGUGGUCAUCGACUGCACGACCAUCACUAAGGGUCAAGGCGAGGAGGACGCUCUGCUGGAAAACGCUAGCCAAAGCAGCGAGACCGACGACACCAGCAGGGGCCCCAGCCCCGAACCGGCGGUGCCGCCGAAGGAAACCACCUUCUCGAUCGGACUGCAGGUCGUGUUUCCUUUCCUCCUGGCAGGAUUCGGAACAGUCGCUGCGGGCAUGGUUUUGGACAUUGUGCAGCACUGGACGGUGUUUAAGGAUGUGACAGAGGUUUUCAUCCUGGUUCCUGCUCUCCUUGGCCUGAAGGGAAACCUGGAGAUGACUCUGGCCUCCAGACUGUCCACCGCAGCCAACAUCGGGCACAUGGACAGCCCUGGGGACAUGUGGAAGAUGGUGGUGGGGAACCUCGCGCUCAUUCAGGCCCAGGCCACCGUGGUGGGGUUCCUGGCCUCCAUGGCGGCGGUUGUUUUCGGCUGGGUUCCGGAGGGUCACUUCGACCUGAGCCACGCCGUUCUGCUGUGUGCCAGCAGCGUGGCCACUGCCUUCAUCGCCUCACUACUGCUAGGGCUUAUCAUGAUCGGGGUGAUCGUCGGUUCCAGGAAGGUCGGGAUUAACCCAGACAACGUGGCCACGCCCAUCGCUGCCAGCCUGGGGGACCUCAUCACCUUGGCUCUGCUGGCGGGGGUCAGCACAGGCCUGUACAAAGAGCUAGAACACAGUGUGUACGUGAACCCCCUGGUGUGCAUGUUCUUCAUGGCGCUGACGCCCCUCUGGGUCUUCAUCGCCUACCAAGUCCCAUCCACCAGGGAGGUCCUGUACUCCGGGUGGGAGCCUGUGAUUAUCGCCAUGGGGAUCAGCAGUAUCGGAGGGCUUAUUUUGGAUAAAACCGUGUCCAACCCCAACUUUGCCGGGAUGGCAGUCUUCACCCCUGUCAUUAAUGGUGAGGGGGGAAACCUGGUGGCGGUGCAGGCCAGCCGGAUCUCCACGUACCUGCACAUGAACAGAGGCCCCGCGAUGGGACCCAACGCCUCGGCGCACAGGUGUCCCAACCCCUGCCACACCUUCUUCGGGUCAGGUGUGAACUCUCGCUCGGCACGGGUUCUCUUCCUCCUGGUGGCCCCGGGGCACCUGGUCUUCCUCUACACCAUCAGCUCCAUGCAGGCGGGACACACCACCCUCACCUCCAUCUUUAUCGCCUUCUAUAUGACCGCUGCACUGCUACAGGUGUUGAUCCUCCUCUACUUCGCUGAUUGGAUGGUGCACUGGAUGUGGGGGCGUGGCAUGGACCCGGACAACUUCUCCAUCCCGUACCUGACGGCCCUGGGGGACCUGCUGGGGACUGGCUUCCUGGCGCUCUCCUUCCACAUCCUGUGGAUCAUCGGGGACCGGGACUCUGACGUGGGCGACUGAGGCACCCCCAAAACCCCGCUUCAAAAACCCCACCGACCCUCCAGACCUCCUCCCAAAGAAACGACUUUAUAUUUAUUAUCAUCAAACAGUAACUAUCAUGGUCCAAGCAACUUUCAGCACAAGAGAACAUAAGUGUAAUCAUUCAGGUUGAAUGAGCAACAGUGUCAGACCAGGCUAA